Messenger RNA from Eleginops maclovinus (Patagonian blennie), 1931 nucleotides. RefSeq lists its product as uncharacterized. The transcript has 9 exons. Lineage: Eukaryota; Metazoa; Chordata; Actinopteri; Perciformes; Eleginopidae. Bases 148 to 1440 code for a protein of 430 amino acids. The record is from RefSeq and is a predicted model, not a curated record.
CGGUCUCCUCCUUACGACAGGGAGGGUUGUAGUAGGACCUAUGAGCAGAACACUGGUGGAGUAUCGUCAGGAUUUUUUUUUUCUCCCACUGUUAUUAAAAGCUUAAGGAGCCUCCGUGUCUUUGGCUGAAUUUGCAGUCCAGUUAAAAUGUCGUCCUGGGCGAAGUCGUCCGCAGCUGCCCGACGGCAAGCAGCUAACCCAAACGGAAGUGCUCAACAACUGCGUAUGUUUCGGAGAGCAACACCUUACUCCAGAGAAGAGAGGAACGAGGAGCUGAAGGAUGCCCUAGACAGCUAUGAAGAACUAGAGCAAAUCCAAAACUACAGCGGAAAUGUGAAGUACGAAGGGUACAACAAGCAUCAGCAAAAUGCCAAGCCAGCCAAAGCACCCAAGGCAGAUGGCUGCACCCCAGCAGACAGACGCAAAGCCUUGUACCAGAAGUUCUACAGACAGGUGCAGGAGGAGAAGACGCCUGCCGACUGCGUGGUCCUCUCUGUCACCAACCGGUGCAUGGAUUACCCCAAAUCGCUAAGCCAGUGCUUGCAGGAGCGUGGCCUGUCAGUGGAAAUGCUCUACCUUCAGGCGGAGUCAGGCCUGACCCGGGCUCUGCAGGAUGUCCGAGCAGUCGGCUCGCCGUUAUGUAUUCUGGUGGAGCACACAAACGUAGCUCUGUCCUCCUGCACUGUUAUCAUAUUUUCAGAAUCCCUCAAAAUCCAUCGCAACAUGCCCAAAGACCAGGCCAUGGACUUCGUUGCAGCCGAGUACGGUCGUGGACUUGUCAAAGAACGGUCAGCAAGAGAUCCCGCAGAAACUGCGGCACAGGCGUCACAGCUGCUGGAUGACUUCCUGGAACGGGAAAAAAUUGAGCACCACACCGUUCCCCUCGAAACCCGCCAGCUCCUCCUGCUGUUAGCUGACGGGGUGCAUCUCUACCACGAAGAGCUGGAAACCAUCUCAGAGUACGUCCGUUCCCGGCAGGAGCACACAGAAGCGUCACCCACUGAGGGGAAGAGGGGUAACAUGUUGCCUCCAGGUUUGGGGAAACCACCUCCUCUGCUCCCCACUCCACCAGGGCCGCCUCAACCUCAAUCCUCAUCCGGAGCAGGGCCCAUGAUGAACCACUCCCCAUCCCCCACUCCUCUAUUGCCUUCACCAGGCUCUUAUCCCAAAACCAAGCCUCCUCCUCUACUGUCAUUGCAUCGACCUAACGGCCCGUCAUUAGGGGCCUCAUCUUCACGAGGCCUGCUCUCUUCUCACAAUCCUUAUGGUGGCCCCUCUGUGCCCCGUGGGCCCCUACUCCACCAUGUUCCCCCAUACCACCAAGGCCCCAGGGGCCCUCACAUGGGCAGAGGUGCCCCGCCUUCUCUAAAAAGUUCACGUCCUCCACUUCUCGCUUCUCCAGGUGGCCCUCUUCAGCGACCAGGUGGCCCACGACACUAACAACACAGACAUCCACUCACACUGUUACACAAGGAGGCUGCUAAUACCAGCAGUGUUUGAACAUUUCCCCAAACUGGAGACCAGAUGACUCCUGGUGGCUGCGUGCCCUUUUUUUUUUAUAAUAAACAUACUUGGCUAGAUGACAACUAUGGUCGUAAUUGUUUAAAUAUGAUGUACUUUAAUGACUUUAAGUUUCCAUGAUCCCGCUGUCAUCCUUGUUCAUGUAUUUCUUUAUAACAUUAUGCGCUUUUCACCCGGAGUCAUCCCAUAAAAGAAAUGUUCCUUACUUCUCGUCUGCCAUUCUGGACUCCAUAAACUUGGUGUGUAAGAUUCAAUGAAACGCUGCACUGGUUAAACAUCGACUGACUUUUUAUUUUGUUGUAUAUAAUGAAUAAAGCAAGUAGCCUACCAGCUGUAUAAGGUGAUUCAAGAUGGUGCUUAAGAUUUCGUCAUGAAAAAAGAUUUUAAAUAAUUAAAGGUUUGUUUUCACA